Messenger RNA from Xyrichtys novacula (pearly razorfish), 2076 nucleotides. NCBI's taxonomy places the organism in Eukaryota, Metazoa, Chordata, Actinopteri, Labriformes, Labridae. The record is from the annotation of a GenBank genome assembly.
AUGAAUCGGAGUGAAGAAAGAAGGGAAGGGGCCCCUCUGAAUAAAACCCCUGUGAGUAAGGACUGUGGUUGCCACACCAAACCUCAGAGGUAAGAUGAUUCUUCUCCCCUUUAAAAUACUGUUCACCCAAACUAUGGUAUGUUCAAACAAAUUUGUGUGUUGUGUUUAAGUCUACAGACACAACAUGGACCACACAAUACUGAACAUGGACCUGGACCCAGCUGUAUGUCUACCAAGAGUGACAAGUCCAUCGAUCGUUUCAUUGACCUCAAAGGUGGAGAGCACUCUUCUGAUCUAAGGUAAGACCCAAUCCCUGUCCAAUUCCCUUGACCCCACCCCUAAUUUUUGAGUGUAUUGGUGGCCCAUAAAAAGAUGAGCCACAAAGGCCACACGAAUUAGAACCUGGCAAAUGACCUCAAGCUCAGCCAGCUUUGACAUGCUCCUAUAUAGACAGGGGAACUUCAUAAACAAGGCAAGACUUAAUUCCAAUAAUUAACAGUUUGUAUAACACCACCAAGUGGUUGAAUGGGUUGAACCCUUUGAAUUUGACUUAAAGGUUAAGGUUCUGGAGAAUUUACCAAGAAACCCCCACCCCUGUUCUAACCCAAUCAGUUUUAAUCAAUCUAACCCUACUUUUGGUAGCCUUUCAUUACCAAAUGGUUCUUCGCAGGAAAGCUACAUGUGCAGGACUCUGACUCUGUAGCCCAGAGAAUCAGACACAGCUAUAAUGUCUUGGCAGUGCAUCUAGGCCAACAGUAGAACUGCAAUGUUUGUGAAAUAAAUUAACAUUAAGUAAGUUUGGACACCAGUUUGUCAGGUGAAAAUGAUCCUUGCUGUUGUUGUGUUUGAGUCCCAAGAAACAGAAAAGACCAGGCUGUCCUGAACCAACAUUUAUGUCCACCAAGAGUGACCAGUCAAUUGGUCAUUUGAUUAACUUCCAAAAUGGACAGCACUCCUCUGAUCCAAGGUAAGGCCCAAUCCCAAUAGUAUACCCUUAUGGCUUACAUAUUGUCAGUACACUUGCUAGGAAAUGGGACAUGAAUGGAAGAGCCACAAUGGAAUUGGUUGAAGAUAUUCCCCGGAAAACCCCUUUAUAAAUUUUUGAGACCCAGUCUUAACUCCAUCCUCUUGACCCUAUCCUUCCAGUGCCUUCACUUCAUUUCCAAAGUUAGUUUUUAGUAAGAAUUUUUCCAGAGAGCAUUAACUAGAUUGGUAAUAAAAAGUGACUUGAAUGAUGAUCAUAUCUGGUUUCAAUAUGUUUCUUUCAGCAUCCAACAACAAAUGCAGAACUCACAUGGACCAAGUUGUAUGUCUCUGAGUGACAGAUCUGUAGAUCGAUUUUAUGACUUCAAAGGUGGAAAGCAGUCAAAUGAUCAACAGUAAGGGUUUCAAGUGGAUAUUUCUAGCAGUCCUAUUUAAAACUGUUAAUUCUGGUGUCAUACUUUAUACUGUGUUCUAGUUUAAAGCUGAUGAAGUUAAUUGUUUGAGAACUAGUACAUUAGCUUAGUGUACAAAUUAAUGUACGUUUAAAGCUUUUUUCUCUACAGAGUUUCUCAGAAGAACAAAGAGGUUUACAGUGAUCAGCAGCCUCCUAUAGACCUGGACUCUGUAUUUUCGGUAUGUCCAUGUACCAGCAAAGUCAUUAAUAGAAAUUAAACAUUUUGCUAAAUCAGUUAAAUAAGUAACCAAGGUAACAAAGCAUAUUGUUUGGCAAAGGACAUAACAGGGCAAAAACAUUAAUGGUUUCAAUUUACAGGACAGAAAAAAACAGCACACACACAAAAAAAACAAACAAACAAAAAAAAAACAGUGAAAUCAAAGUUGCAAAAUGUCUCUCUUUUCCAGCUCCUUCAGGGAAAAAUUGUCACCUUUGUGAAAAAUGAGCUAAAGAAGUAUCAGCAGGUUCUAACCAGAGAUGACCCAGAAUUCCCAGAGAGUGGGGACAAUGGGAUUGGUGAUGAUACAGGGCUAAGAAGCAGUAGAGAGGCACUUCUGAAGAUCACACUGCACUUCCUGAAGCUAAUGAAGCAUGAGGCCCUGGCAGACAGUCUGCAAAGCAGUGAGUCAUUUUACUGA